This is a messenger RNA of Arctia plantaginis, 822 nucleotides long. The record is from the annotation of a GenBank genome assembly. NCBI's taxonomy places the organism in Eukaryota, Metazoa, Arthropoda, Insecta, Lepidoptera, Erebidae.
AUGGGCUCCGAAAAAGUUCUAAUCUUAACGGCAGUUCUGUUAAUCUUGAAAACAUGCAGCGUGCUUGGCCAAGCCCGCGUUGAAUAUCUUAACCAGCCAUAUUGCACAGCGACAGUAUCUACAACCCCAGUUAUCCAAGCAGCACCUCAACUCGUGGUACCAGCCAUCAUCAAACCAAUUGUGCAACCCUCUGAAACCUAUUCUCAAGAUAUUGCACCAACAGUACCAAAUUUCAAUAGCUUUGGGGGUUUUGGUCAAGGAUUUUUCCCCGGAAUGCCACCACCUAUGCCUCCGAUUAUCCUAGAGGACGAUGAUGACGACAAUUGGCAUCAUAUACUGUACUUCUUGCUCUUUGCCUUGAGGAAUAGACGCGGCUGUGGUGGAUUUGGCGGAGGUUAUGGUUGUGGAGGCGGUUGUGGAGGUAAUUGCGGUGGUGGUUGUGGAGGUGGUUAUGGAGGCGGUUGGGGAGGAGGUUGUGGAGGUGGUUGUGGAGGUGGCUGUGGAGGUAGCGGUGGAGGUAGUUGUGGUUGCUACGGGGGAGGUUACGGUGGGGGCUGUUCCGGAAAUUGCGGUGGUGGAUGUGGAGGAUCAUGUGGUGGUUAUAACGUUGGCUGCGGUGGAGGAUGUGGUGGUGGAUGUGGAGGUGGUUACAACAAUAACGGCUGCUUCUCGUACAUUCCUUACCCUAUCGCCGUCCCUGGACCUUACGGUUGUGGAGGUUACUAUGGCGAUAACUCAUGUGGCAAUGUGGAUGAUGGGUCAGGUUUCCAAAAUGGACAACCGAACGAAAUCAAUCUUAUUAUAAAAACAGAUUGUCAGUAA